AUGGAGGCUGCAAAUGUGGCAAUUAAAACUGAAAAGAAGGAGGAAGAAGAACAGAAUGAGGAAAUAAAUCCAGCAAAUAUGUUUACCAGCGUAUGGAUCAAGACUGAAAAGGAUGAUGAGGAGAAUGUGCCAUUAGAUGAGGAGCAAUUGGGUACUGAGUGUGAAGAACAGCAGGGCUUACAAUUGAAUAAAUGUGAGGAUAAACCAAAGAAAAAAAAGCGACAAGGGGAAACAUUCUGUUGUGAUAUGUGCAAUUAUUCCACCUCUCAUAAAAACUGUCUUAAAAUCCACAUGCUCAGUCACAAUACAACAAAGCCUUUUGCUUGUGAAUUCUGUGAUUAUGCCACAAAGUAUCCCAUGGCACUCAAUCGACACAAAAGUAGUAAGCAUCAAGCGGAAAAUGAAGAUUCUAAUGGGAGUAAGAAAGAAAUCCCUAUUUAUAAAUGUGAUCAGUGUGAAUAUGUGUCACGGUUUAAAUCAAAUUUGAAUUCUCAUAAGCGUAAACACAAAAUUGAAAAACAAUUCAAGUGCACGGAAUGUUCGUAUGAAACGGCUUACAGACACAAUUUUAUGAAACAUAGUAGACAACACAGUAAAGUCACUUUCAAUUGUGAUAAAUGUGAUUUUGUAACACAAUAUGAGGGCCACAUCUACCGGCACCUGUCCAAUGUUCACAACGACGUGAUGGACUAUGGUUACACAUGCAAUUUUUGUGAUUUUUCCACUGCUGUGCGGUGGCGGUUGAAUAUUCACAAACAGAGAAGUAAGCAAGAAGGUUUAUUGAAAUGCGCAAAUUGUGAUUUUGAAACCAUGUACAAGUGUGAAAUGAAGCGACACAACAAGGAACACGUUGGCGAGACCAAUGGACGUAAAGUGCAUACGAAUUAUAAUUUUGAAAGCUACAGCUAUCCACCUACUCUACUCAAUGCGCCACUACUCGAUGAACCUGAGUAUUCACAAGAACCCAAAGAUGUCAAUUAUGCCAACGAUCACCAGAAGUCUAAUCAUUACACGUUCGACCCUAACUGCUUGGAAUGGAGCAAUAUACCUGUGAAAGAGUCCGAUGAUAUAGAUCGUCCUUUCCAGUGUCACAUGUGCAACUACACGUCAAAAUUCAAAGCUGCAGUCCAACGUCACUUUCAGAGACAUCACACGGAUAAACAAAAUCGACCCUUCAAAUGCUCCAACUGCAAUUUCUCUACAAAAACAAAAGAUCAAAUCACUCUACACAACAAGAGGAGUGAGUCUAACAAAACACUUUAUUGUUCCGUGUGCAGAUUCACCACUUUGUUCAAAUGCCAGUUUGUUAUGCAUCAAAAGACUCAUUAUCAGUACAAAUGUAAGAUCUGCAAUUACGCAUAUAAGAAUAAGUAUUAUCUUCAGAAACAUUCCUCCUCUCACCAUUUAGGUAAAACUAUGAAGUGCCAAUACUGUGACUACAAAUCUGCAAGAACAGACAGCUUGGCAUGUCAUGAAGCCACGCACACCGGCGACAAACCAAUCAAAUGCCAUCAUUGUGAUUAUAAAACUAUAAGAAAUUGUUUUCUCAUGAAGCAUAUUAGUCGACAUCACACUGAUGGUAAAAAUGAUGAAGUCUCUGAUAAAGAUGAUGAGGAUCAGUUAGAGUAG
Parnassius apollo (apollo) is the source of this 1629-nucleotide messenger RNA. Lineage: Eukaryota; Metazoa; Arthropoda; Insecta; Lepidoptera; Papilionidae. The record is from the annotation of a GenBank genome assembly.